This is a messenger RNA of Ostrea edulis (European flat oyster), 2309 nucleotides long. RefSeq lists its product as uncharacterized. Bases 500 to 1699 code for a protein of 399 amino acids. Gene Ontology annotation, molecular function: kinase activity. Lineage: Eukaryota; Metazoa; Mollusca; Bivalvia; Ostreida; Ostreidae. The transcript has 14 exons. The record is from RefSeq and is a predicted model, not a curated record.
UAACGACCCAAAUGCAGCAUUAUCUCCCUUGAACAUUCCAUUAGGUUUGACACCAUCCGGAUCAAGAUGUCAUUGGUCAGGAAAUCACACUGGAUCUCUUGAUGUUUUGACGGCUGCUCUUAACAUCGUUCGAGGAUGAAUUAAGCAAUGUGAUGGAUGUUUUACACGUCCGAGGAGUCACUAUGGAACUAACAGAAAUUCUAGAUGAUACAAAAGAUGAUGUGUCAAUGACAAAGAGAAUAGCAAUGUUAGAUGGGGAGAAGUAUGAAUUGGAAUCUCCAACUCUUCAAAUAUGGUACAAACUGGACGCUGUGCAGGUCUUCUCAAGUUACCUGUAAACUGGCACUCAGGUGCCUUCAUGGUUUUCUUGCUUGAAUAAACUUAAAAUUUUAAAUAAUCAUUUGUGUGUUUUGUUUUUGCAAUUUUUUUAAACAUAUAUACGUUAUCAUCUAGUUGUUAAGUAUACGUUCCAUUUUAUAUUCUUUUCAUAAUCUGUCUUAUGUCGACGAAGCUGAAGAGGACUUUAGUCAGUUACCGAUUCGAUGAUGUCAUAGGAUGUGAAGAGGUAAUCACGGGAUGGUUUUGGAGAACAGAAGUGACGCGGGUGUGGCUAAUCGAGCAGGGUUGUUCAAACUUAUUACUGAAGAAAUGCAGAGUUGUGUCUGGGGACCAAAGAAAACGUUUCCAAUAUGAUCUAACAGAAAAGAUAGCAAAGGAAACAAAACGUCCUAAAAGAGUGCUGGUAAUGAUUAACCCCAAUGGAGGCAAUCGAACUGCUAGGAAGGAUUUCAGAAACAUAGUCGAACCAGUUUUCAGACUUUCCGGAAUGACAAUGGAUAUAAUUUUCUCUGGGUAUCCUGGACAUUUGAUUGAUGUUACUAAGAGUUAUGACUUCACCAACACUGAUGGGGUCGUUGUACUUGGAGGUGACGGGACAUAUCAUGAAGUACUUAAAGUAUUGAUGAGAAAGAGACAAGAAGAACAAAACGUGGAUAUAAACGACCCAAAUGCAGCAUUAUCUCCCUUGAACAUUCCAUUCGGCUUGAUUCCAACUGGAUCAAGAAGUCAUUGGGCAGAAAACCACACUGGAUCUCAGGAUGUUUUGACGGCCGCUCUUAACAUCAUUCAAGUUGUUUCCUCGUGGAUGCUCCUGUUUGAAAGUCUUGCACAAUACCAUUACAAUGCCAAAGUCACCUUCCACACAUCAGUUAUGGAACGACGUAACACUGAGACCAACGAAACUGAGAUCUUUGUUGCUGAUAGAAAACUCACUGGAUACACUUCUUAUACUUCUGAUACAGUGGUUUUUAACCGGAAGCUCUGGGACAUGCUGUUCCUCAACGGACAUGGUAUCUAUAAUGGGAAGGCCCUGGUAGAUCCCUCCAGAAUGUUUGUCCCCAAACCAUCGAUGUUUUCUUGUUUUGUUUUAUUCGACACGAUUUCACCCGGAUCUGUACGACAGUUUUACAAACAUUUUUUUGAAACGACGUAUAUGGAUGAAUUAAGCAAUGUUAUGGAUGUUUUGCAUGCCCAAGGUGUCACUAUGGAAUUAUCAGAAUGCCUAGAUGACGUAAACCAGGAUGUGACAACAGCAAAGAGACCAGUGAUGAUAGAUGGGGAGAUAUAUGAAGUGGAAUCUCCAACCUUUCAAAUAUGGUACAAACUGGAUGUUGUGCGGGUCUUUUCAAGCUACCUGUGAAGUGGCCCUAGUAUGCUUUCAUAGCAUUCUUGUUUGCUUGAACUUCAAAUUUUAAAGUAUAAUGUGCGUAUUUUGUCUUUUCAAAGUUUGUGAACGUGUGCACUUUAUUGUUUAGUUAGGUAUAUAUUGCUGUUUUCAUUUCCCCCUUCAAAUUUUGUCUUCUGUCAUUUUGUAUCAUAUAUCUACCUAUGUUUCCUAGAGAACAAAAUUUUACUUUAUCUGUGAUGAAUUCAGGGUGUUUCUUUAUCUGUAGAAGACACUGAUGUUAUUAAGGUUUUCUGUUUUCAAUAUAGGAUAUAUUAAUCUUUUCUUCUAAAAUUUAUCAACAAGAAAACGAUGUUGUUGAUUUCUUUUCAUACCUUUGGGGGAAAUAAAUGGUUACUUAACGAAGUCAUUGAUAACUAGCCCCUAGUAAACAAUCCUUAAAUUGUCCUCAAUUUUGUUUACUCGUAUCUUACAUUGAUAUUUGGAUUUUAUCUUAAAACAUAUCAAAUAAUCAACAUACGUAAUCAAGUUAAUUUUGAAGAAUAAUGAGAUUGAAAUCUUCUCUAGCCUUCAAAGGCAAAAAUGCUAAAAUUUAGAAAAAUAACACAAAGGUCAAUAAACAUUU